AUAAGUAUAUGCUUCAACUUCUAUUUCUAACAUUCAUCUCUUUAGCUCAUCAAUAAACUCCCUAGUUUAAUUUUUCCAUGUUCAAUGAUCCAUUUAAAUUGCAAUAACUCUAUUACCUCACUCGAUUCAUGGCCCUUGAAAAAUCUUUGAAUUUGACAGCUCAAAAAGCACAAGAAAAUGCCAAUUUCGCCUUAGAAUUGUGGGUUAACGCUGAAAAGUUUAUUAAUUAGACCUCAGAACAAAAGCAAAAUAAAUCUAUCCUAAACAUUGUCAAUAGUUCUCAAUUUUAAAGCAUUAUUCCAUAAGAUUAAGAAGGUUGGCAAGCAACUCAAAAUUAUCUGGAUGAAUGGAAAAACCAAACAGAUGUAUAAUCAAUUCUAUCAAUUUAUAGGAUAACAAAAGUAUAAUCUUAUAGUAUGUCUUAAUGAAUAUCAAUGAAAUGAUAGAAUCAGAUCCUGCUAAAUAUAACCAAACCAAUUUGAUUAAACAAUUAUACAAUCAAACCUACAUCCUUGAUAACAAUCAGAAGAACAAAAAUACUUCUAAAUAUAUUACUCCUUUCUCUUGGUAACAUGCUAAUGUGAGUGAGGAAGAAAUGAUUGUGGCACAUUUUUUUGAAAAUGCAAAAAGUUAAAAUAUAACAGUCUAAGAAUAUUUCAAUAAGCUAUCUUUUAUAGAAGCUGCAUCUGUAUUGAAUGCUUUAGAAAAAUUUUACAAUGCUUCUAGUAACAAUAAAAUACCUUCAAAAACUAUUAAUUCAAAGGGAGAAGAACCAACUAAUGAACCAUAAGAAUUACUCCCUGAAAUUAAACCUAAAGAUAGUAGUGAAGAUCAUCCUAUUUACUUGUAUGCGGUAUUAUCUUUAGUUUUCAUCGUGUUUGUCGUCACUUUGUAUUUCUUGAGAAGAUACUAUAUACAGUAAAAAAUCAUUUCAUUUUAAAUGAAUGAGGAAUCAAAUGCUUAAGAAUUACAGGCUUGA
This is a messenger RNA of Paramecium octaurelia, 979 nucleotides long. The record is from the annotation of a GenBank genome assembly. NCBI's taxonomy places the organism in Eukaryota, Ciliophora, Oligohymenophorea, Peniculida, Parameciidae.